Patella vulgata (common limpet) is the source of this 1488-nucleotide messenger RNA. RefSeq names its product testis-expressed protein 11. NCBI's taxonomy places the organism in Eukaryota, Metazoa, Mollusca, Gastropoda, Patellidae. The transcript has 11 exons. The coding region runs from base 172 to 1146 and encodes 324 amino acids. The record is from RefSeq and is a predicted model, not a curated record. Gene Ontology annotation, molecular function: protein binding. Gene Ontology annotation, biological process: meiotic cell cycle.
UUUACAAACAAAGAAAGAAACGGCGGGCGAAAAACUAUAAGUUUACGGAAGCCGUCAACAUUAUCCGAUUGACUAUACAAGUUCAUAAUAGGGGAUUAACGUGAUAUGGUGUUGAGUUAUGGUUAGAACCCGCCAGCGUCAACCCGCUUGAAGUUAAUCAAAACUGUUGAAAUGGAGUUUACCCCAGAGGCAAGAGAAAACGUGGUCAAGUUAUUUCAAGGAAAUGUAGAGAAAUUAUGUUCUGUGAAAGAAUCUGUGGUGCCUGAGUGGUGGUUAAAUGUUGUUGACAAAACAAGUGAAAUACUUUUACAACUGAAGACAAAUUCUUUUGAUGAGAAAAACAAAGAUACUAAUUCUAAGAUUAUAGAAAAUAAUGCUGUUAAACUGUGGAAUCAUAUUGUACCUAUGAAAACUCAGGGAUCAUUAUCAAAUAUUUCUAAUGCUAAAUUGAGACAUAUUUGUUUCAUGGCUGUAACAUAUUCUGGUUCUGAUUCUGUUGAUGAUGCAGUUCUGAAACGACAAACAAUUAUGGGAAUGAAGACAGCAAGAGCUUGGAUAGAAUGUAAUCAGAUGGAACAAGCAGAAAUAGUUUUAAACGUAACUCAUCAGUGUGUAGAGAAGUUGAAGACCACCCUUAUCAAUAGGAUUAAUGCAGGGAACACCAGUGGUAAUGGGGUUAAUUGUGGAACUCUAGAAAAAGACAGACUUGAAGUUGACCGAGAUAUUCUUAAAAUACUUACUUGUAAAGCUGAAGUUGCAUCCGCACAAAUGCAGACUGAAACUGCGAUAAAUUUGAUAUUUACAGCUAAAGAGAUGUUGGCAAGAUUUCCUCGAGAGGGAUCAUAUAUGAGUAUGUUAUGUUAUAAUUUCGGUGUCGAUACAUUUCAACGAAAGCAGUAUGAAGAGAGUGUGACCUGGUUAAAAGAAAGUUAUGAAUUAGGAAAGGGAAGAGAAGGAUUGGACCCUAAAAAUCAGGCUCGUACCUUGAGAUUUCUAGCUAAUGUAUAUUUAGAAUGGAAUGAAGAUUAUUAUUGUGAUAAAGCCAUGAAUGCUAUUACACUGGCAAAUACUGUAAGUCACAAGUAUGAGUGUACAAUAGACCAGGAACCGAUCAUGACAUUAUCUUGGAAUUAUGACUUUCUGUAAAAAUCAAUGCACAGUUAUCCUAGGAACAAAAGUAUGCCAAGUUUCAUGUUGAUCUUACUUGAAAAGCAUUGUCCCCAAGAACAAUAAUAACAACAACAAGAUGAGUAGCGCUUGGUACCCAGUUCCUGGUUCAAAAAUUUAAGAUAAAACAUCUUUUGUCUUUCAUUUAUUAAUCUUUUAUUAUCAUUGGUAUACAUGUUCAAGAGCCUUUUUAUUUGAGAGAGGGGAUUUGUUCUGAACAUUUGAAUUUUGCUACGCCACUGCCUACUCUUACUUCAAAUGUUUUUUCCCCAUCCGAAUGACUAGACACUCCUUGCCAGAGUAAUAAAUGUUCAUGUUUUU